Beauveria bassiana ARSEF 2860 is the source of this 1017-nucleotide messenger RNA. RefSeq lists its product as uncharacterized. The transcript is spliced from 2 exons. The coding region runs from base 1 to 1017 and encodes 338 amino acids. Lineage: Eukaryota; Fungi; Ascomycota; Sordariomycetes; Hypocreales; Cordycipitaceae. The record is from RefSeq and is a predicted model, not a curated record.
AUGAAUCGCGGCAUGGAGCACUUGUCCGUCACGACAGCCAGCAUUGGCCUGUUGGCUGUCGGCGGCAAGAUCCUCGACAUGUUGCUGGAGGUGAACACAGUGCUGAGCCCAAGCACCACACUUCUCAACGAAGCCAUGUUGGAAUCCAAACAAUGCCGCUCCUCCGCCCAUAUUCUAUACAAAACACUUUGCCUGCUCGAAUCCGCGCGCCUGCCUUUUCCAGAGCGCAGUACAUGGAUUCAAGCUGAUGAUGUCGUUGUUACUAUGGCGGACACCGUCUUGGCAUUUUCGGAGCUGCAAGAUGUGUGUUACGCCAUCGAAAACCUACUUUCAGCCUCAACCGACCACACCAUAAUUUGCGAGAAAUUUGACCCCAAGCUGCGCAGUCUGUGCGCGCGCAUCCGCUGGCACAACCUCUCCAUGACCAUGAUGACAACCGUCCUGCAAUGUCCUGGUCUAGUCGAUGCGGAAAACAGUCGCGCAAGCCUAGAAAAGCGUAUCAUCCGCUUGCUCUCUUCCAACUCCGAACUUGCCAACCGCAUGCGAACUUUGAUCGAUGUGUUUGCCAAUAUCCACGGCCCUGCUGGCUCACUCGUUAAUUAUCGUCUGGCUGCUCAGCAGCGGAUUGCAGAAGAAGACGUUGCGUCUUCCUCCAGCUCACAGGGCUCAGGCCGACGGGGAGCAUGGUCGACGCUCUCUGGUUACACCUUGGCUGACAUGCCGAUAAUGUCCGUCAUCCCGAUCCCUGUAACCGUCGGUGAGCUGCUCGAUGGUGAGCAGUUUUACACAUUCGAGUUUGCACGUCGGGUAAGCCACGACUUGAGCGAGCUCAUGAAGGCUGAGGCCGGCCAAGGGACUAGUCGGUCCCUGGGAUUCAUUCUCGGCAAGCCUGCCAACUUUGCACAUUACAACAGCAGUUCCAGAAAUAUCAAGGCCGCCUCGGAGCCGAUAUUACCGUCGACAAACCCAACUGUCGUAGUCCCUCAGCCGCGGAAGAAGAAGAAGCGGUGGAGGUGA